UUUAUUCUCCCUUCACUUCUCCUUUUACACAAAUAACCCCGGACAUCCUUAUUACCAGCCCUGUUGCAGCCACCUCAGGGAUAAUCACCAGUCCUGCCCAAAGCAUUUGGGGAAAGUGCCUACAAAAGGGCAAGAAUAUCCCUGCAUGAGCAUGAGUAGCUUGAAAUUGCUGAAGUAUGUUCUGUUUUUCUUCAACUUGCUCUUCUGGUUCUGUGGCUGCUGCAUUUUGGGCUUUGGAAUUUACCUCCUGGUCCACAACAACUUCAGGGUGCUCCCCUCCCUCACAUUGGGCAAUGUGCUCGUCAUCGUGGGAUCCAUUAUCAUGGUGCUUGCCUUCCUGGGCUGCAUGGGCUCCAUCAAGGAGAACAAGUGCCUGCUUAUGUCGUUCUUUGUCCUGCUGCUGAUUAUCCUUCUUGCUGAGGUGACCUUGGCCAUCUUGCUCUUCGUGUAUGAACAGAAGUUGGAUAAGUAUGUGUCUGAGAGUCUGACUGACAGCAUCAAGAGAUAUCACUCAGACAACAGCACCAAGGACGCAUGGGACUCCAUCCAGUCAUUCCUGCAAUGUUGUGGUGUAAAUGGCACAAAAGAUUGGGGAAAUAACCCACCAGCAUCUUGCCCUUCAGAGCCACAGGGUUGCUAUGAAAAAGCAAAACUGUGGUAUCACUCCAAUUUCCUGUAUAUUGGAAUCAUCAUUAUCUGUGUAUGUGUGAUCCAGGUAUUGGGGAUGUCUUUUGCACUGACCCUGAACUGCCAGAUUGAUAAAACCAGCCAGACUCUAGGGCUGUGACCUGCUACAGCUUUGUGUUGGAGAGGUUUGAUUCAUCUCUGGAAAUCCAAAAGCACUUAGAGUGUGAAGCCCUAAAUGAUCACCUCCUGGACUGGCAUCUUUGUUCCCUUCCCAUCUCUUCCCUGUUUUGGUCCCUGUCUCAUACAACCAGAGAAGAGGGUGUUGUUCAGGCAUGUUCCAUCUCAGGCAGUAAGACAAUCAUUCACCCCUCAUGGAAGCAUCCAUGUCCCUUGAGGUGGUGACAGUAAUUCCUGAGCAUUUUUCAGACAUGAGAGGUCAGGGGAACCUGUGGCACUACUGGUUCAAGAUCAAAGGAUGUGUCUGGGACUUGAAGUUUCUGGUUUCUAAAUCAUGCCCAGUCCACUCUCCAAAGUCAAGCAAAAGACAAGCUGAAGGGAGCUUUGGGGCCAGUUAUUGAAUCACUGUCACCCCUAUUGUUUCCUUUUGACUGGGAGUCAUGGCUAUAGGAAUUACAGAGGAUUAUCUCCAAAGGGUGAUAUUUCAUUUCAAUUUCCUAAUUAAAGGGCCUUAUUGAUUCAUUCUGUCUUUCCAGAAGAAAUUAUCCAGUGAUUCAUAUCCUGACUUAAGCAAAUGUCUUAGCCUUUGAUUUGCAGAGCUAUGGACAAACUCAGUAGGACUGCUGUCUCUGGUAGUUUAGGUGGAAAUCACAUUCAGAAGAGUUCUGGUGGUAUUUCUCUAUCAGAUAACUCUUCAAUAAAUAAAAUAGCUUAUGAUUUCAAUCACUACAUUCCCAUUCUUAUAUCUCAAAUACACUUUCCAUGACUUAAUCUUAUAGCCUAGCCAGCAAGCCAGGCAUAAUAGUUACCUAUUGCUGCAUAACAAGUUACUGCAAAACUUAGUGGCUGAGAUAACAAAUAUUAUCUCACAUUUUUUAUGUGUGAUGAAAUGGGAGCAACUUAGCUGAGUGACUCUGGUUCAUGGUUUCUCACAUGACUACAAGCAAUAUAUCAGUCAGGGCUGUGGUCAUCUCAAGCCUCAACUAGAAGAGGAUCCACUUCCAAGCUCUUUCACAUGGCUUUGGUAGGUGUCAGUUCUUGCUUCAUACAACUUUCCUCAGGGUUGCCUUACAACAUCCCAGCUGGUAUUCCCCGUACCAAAACAUGUAAGAGAGAGCAUUAAAUAUAGCACCUCAAAUAAACUAUAGUCCUUUUAUAAUCCGA
This is a messenger RNA of Manis javanica (Malayan pangolin), 1968 nucleotides long. RefSeq names its product CD53 molecule (gene CD53). Gene Ontology annotation, cellular component: plasma membrane. Lineage: Eukaryota; Metazoa; Chordata; Mammalia; Pholidota; Manidae. The record is from RefSeq and is a predicted model, not a curated record.